Molecule: messenger RNA, 2449 nt
Organism: Nematolebias whitei (Rio pearlfish)
Lineage: Eukaryota; Metazoa; Chordata; Actinopteri; Cyprinodontiformes; Rivulidae
Gene: lingo1a
Product: leucine rich repeat and Ig domain containing 1a
Exons: 2
Coding region: 149-1996 (615 amino acids)
Cellular component (GO): plasma membrane
Molecular function (GO): protein binding
Source: RefSeq, a predicted model, not a curated record
AUCUGAAGAAGAACUGCUGGAAGGACAUGUGGGUUAGAUCGAGACAGCCUCCAGCUCAAAACAUCACUUCUCAGCCUUCUGCACAGUAAGCAGCUUCGAGAAGUCUUUGGAAUCACAAGGUCGGCCAUUAUCACCUGUAACCGAUAAGAUGGUGGCCAGGGGAGCGACUGGGCACAGCUACCUGGUGGCUUGCUGGCAGCCCAUUCUCAUCCUGAUGCUGGGCACCGUGCUGUCUAGCUCCACCACAGGUUGCCCAUCCCGCUGUGAGUGCAAUGUUCAAGAGCGCUCUGUGAUGUGCCACCGCAAAAAGCUCAUGACUGUUCCCGAAGGCAUUCCUGCAGAAACAAGACUGCUGGACCUCAGCAAGAACCGCAUCAGAAUGAUUAACCCAGAUGAGUUUUCUAGCGUUUCUAACCUUGAACAUCUGGAGCUCAGUGAAAAUACUAUCUCCACAAUAGAACCUGGAGCGUUCAAUAACCUCUAUGGCUUGCGGACAUUGGGAUUGCGAAGCAACAAGCUGAAGCUGAUUCAGCUGGGUGUAUUUACAGGUCUGAGCAAUCUUACCGAGCUGGACAUAAGUGAGAACAAGAUUGUCAUCUUGUUGGACUACAUGUUUCAGGAUUUAUACAACCUUCGGUCUUUAGAGGUGGGUGAUAAUGACCUGGUUUUCAUCUCCCACCGGGCUUUUCAUGGCCUUAGUAGCCUUGAGCAUUUAAGUCUUGAGAAGUGUAACCUGUCCUCUGUGCCAACAGAGGCUUUUACCCACCUCCACAGUUUGAUCACUCUCAAGCUGCGUCACCUCAAUAUCAAUGUCAUACGGGAUUACUCUUUUAAACGCCUCUUUCGGCUAAAAGUGCUGGAAAUAGCAAAUUGGCCAUACUUGGAUACAAUGACUCCCAACUGUUUGUAUGGAUUAAAUCUCACCUCUCUGACCAUUGCCAAUGCCAACCUGACGACAAUUCCUUAUGUAGCCCUACGCCAUUUGGUUUACUUGCGCUUUCUUAACCUUUCAUACAAUCCUAUCCAAACCAUUGAGGGAAAUAAGCUUCAUGAUCUUCUACGUCUGCAGGAAUUUCAUCUUGUUGGAGGCAGACUAACAAUGAUUGAGCCAUACUCCUUCCGUGGACUAAAUUACCUGAAAAUUCUAAAUGUUUCUGGAAACUCUCUUAGCACUCUGGUGGAAUCUGCUUUCCAUUCAGUUGGCAACCUAGAAACCCUUGCAUUGUACGAUAAUCCUCUGGCCUGUGACUGCCGACUCUUGUGGGUUUUUCGACGACGCUGGAGACUAAACUUCAACAAGCAGCAGCCCACCUGUGCCUCUCCCGAGUUUGUUCAAGGUAAGGAGUUCAAAGACUUUCCAGAUGUUCUGCAGCCAAACUACUUCACGUGUCGCAAGUCCAGGAUUAGGGAUCGAAGACCCCAGCACAAAUUUGUUGAUGAAGGAGCCAUCGUUCAUUUUGCUUGUCAAGCAGAUGGAGAUCCUGCUCCUGCAAUUAUGUGGCUUUCUCCACAAAAAAGAUUUAUCACCACCAAAACAAUUGGAAGGCUCUCUGUGUUGCCAGAUGGCACUCUUGAGGUGCGCUAUGCCCAGAUUCAAGAUAAUGGUACGUAUGUGUGUAUAGCCAGUAAUGCAGGUGGAAAUGACACCUCUUUUGCUCACCUUCACAUUCAUAGCUACUCACCCGACUGGCCACACCAACCUAACAAGACUUUUGCUUUCAUAUCCAACCAGCCAACAGAGACUGGUGCUAAUGGUACUAAAGCCAAUGUUCCUUUCCCAUUUGACAUAAAGACGCUGAUUAUUGCAACUACAAUGGGUUUCAUCUCUUUUCUUGGUGUUGUCCUAUUUUGCCUGGUACUGCUGUUCCUGUGGAGCAGAGGCAAAGGCAACACUAAGCACAACAUUGAGAUAGAGUACGUGCCACGGAAAUCGGAUGCUGGCAUGAGCAGCACCACAGUGGAUGCUCCUCGCAAGUUUAACAUGAAAAUGAUUUAAUAAGGCUGCAGUGCUCAUCAAUUUGGAACUCAAACUCAAGACAAACAGGAAAAGAAGACACUUUCUUUCCUCUCUUGCAAACCUGUGGAUUAUGGUGUGGUAACAUAGAGUAAUGUUUCUUUUUUCCUAACUGAUGGAUUGAUAAGAGGCCAGUUCCUGACUUUUUAAAGUGAGAGGGAAUGUAACCACACCCACUACCCAUGGUCAUUUCUACAAGCCCGUGGGGCAUGCAUUGAAAAUCAAAUUUGUUAUGUAAAGGUCAUAUUCCCAUGGAUAUCUAAUGGAAAAAAAUGUUUAAAAAGAAGAAAAAUAAAACAUUUCAAACAGCCAAAAUAUGCGGGGCCGAUCAUAUUUGGAUUAUUGUUGUUGUAUGUCUGUAUUUUCAUUUAAUGAUUUUUAGAGUUAUAUGUGCCGUUAUAUUUGUAUGGGUUGAUGAGCACAUUCAGACAUGCU